This is a messenger RNA of Onthophagus taurus, 596 nucleotides long. RefSeq lists its product as uncharacterized. Lineage: Eukaryota; Metazoa; Arthropoda; Insecta; Coleoptera; Scarabaeidae. The record is from RefSeq and is a predicted model, not a curated record.
AUUUUUGUAGUGAUCUUCGAAGUGGACACAAUUACCAAUAAUUAAGAACAAAAAAAAAUAAAGCUUAGUUUAUAAUAAAAAGUUGAAAGUGUUUUUUAUUAUGGAUAACAAAAUUUCUUGUGUUGUCUUCUUACUGGUUUUAACCAGAUUUUUUAUUGGAAUAAUUGGAAACCCUCCCGAUUGGAACAAAACCGGAUCAUUUUUAGACGUUCCCACGAAUCCUCCAGAACCUUGCGGUGAAGAUACGCCAUGUGGUUGGGGCUUAUACGACCGGUUUUCACGCGAGGUUGAUAGUUACAUGCAAAACAGGAAUUGUUAUUGCGAAGAAGGAACAGCUUGUUACCGUCAAGAAGAUAACAGAAUGAAGCUUGCUUUUAUUUAUCGAUGUAGAGUAAGCGAUCCUCGGGAUACCGGGGAAUACAACCCGUGGUAGUAUUUAGUUUUUUUUUAAGUAUAUAACAAUUUUAAGUAUAAGUAAUUUUUUUUAUUCCUUCCAACAUAAAUUAGGUUAUAAUUAAAAGAACUAAUAAAAGUAUUUCUUAGAUUAGGAGUGUCAAAAUUAUUUGUAAUCUUAUAAAUUAUUUCAUUUUUUGUAA